UUUCUUAUCUUGGAAGGUGAGAUGGUCGUUGGUCUUCCUCUUGAGCCAAUUUGAUAAGAGAGAUAAGAGAGAGGCCGCUUGUCGGCUAAAACCUGCUCCGAUCUCAUCGGCUUCCCCGAUCUCAUCGUCUGCUCCGACGAAGACCUAUCCUCUUCAGUGCUGCCGGACGGACGGACGUUCAAUUUCCCAAUUGGUAUGUUAAUUUAUGCUUUAAGAGAAAAAUAAGGAACAAUUCUUUGACUCUUUGAAACUAGUUGGUAACUGGAGCAAUCAACAACAAAUACCCAUUACUCUAUCAUCUACCAUUUCACAUCUAGUUGAUCAAAUGGUUUUCCAUGGUGUUUUGAUCGUUUGAAACAAAACCCUGAUUAGAUUUCCCCAAUCUGAUUGAAAACAGUGGUGUGGGUUUCAAUUGGUAUUAAAGAUCAAGGUUUCAAAUUGGGAUUUAGGGUUAAAGGGUUGUGGUGGUGGGGGAAUGAAUUUCAGGAGCAUGGAUGAAUUUUGGCCAUUUUAUAUGAACCAACAUUCGAAACCAGCAACAAGGAGAUGGCAUUUUGCAGGCACAGUUGCUAGCAUUCUGUGUUUGACAUACUCAUUGUGUUUCAAUUGGUGGUUACUAUUUCUGGUUCCAUUUUUGGGUUAUGGAUUGGCUUGGUACAGUCAUUUCUUUGUUGAAGGUAAUACUCCAGCUACAUUUGGUCAUCCAGUUUGGUCUCUUUUGUGUGAUUUCAAGAUGUUUGGUUUGAUGCUAACUGGUCAAUUGGAUAGGGAAAUCAAGAGGCUUGGUAAGAGGCCUGUUUUGCAGGUCUUUUGAUUUCUUCUUCAUUUGGAACUGAUCAUAUAUUAUAUUGUUCCUUCCCUUCUUUGUUUCAUUACACAAUUGUUAUUUUUUCUUUCUCAAAUGCUUGUACUUGUUUCUCUUAUUGUUAUCAAUCAUUGAAAAGUCUUCAACUUUUAGGAUU
This is a messenger RNA of Impatiens glandulifera, 962 nucleotides long. RefSeq lists its product as uncharacterized. The coding region runs from base 476 to 814 and encodes 112 amino acids. Lineage: Eukaryota; Viridiplantae; Streptophyta; Magnoliopsida; Ericales; Balsaminaceae. The record is from RefSeq and is a predicted model, not a curated record. The transcript has a single exon.